CUCAACACUCCUUUUCAUCUUAUUCUUUUCUGUGUUUGUUUAUUUAUAUAAGCAGUAGGUUUGAUAUUUACAUAAAUACAUGGAGAAUCAUCGUCAAGCUUUGAACAAUGGGAAAUUUGUUGGGUCUGAAAGUGAUUAUCAGUUGAAAUCAUCAGCUGGUUUCGAUAAAAAGAAGUCUAGAAAGCCUAGGCAUGCUUUUCAAACAAGGAGUCAUGUUGAUAUACUUGACGAUGGAUAUCGUUGGAGGAAAUAUGGCCAAAAAGCUGUUAAGAACAACAAAUUCCCAAGAAGCUACUAUCGGUGCACAAAUAAAGGAUGCGUUGUAAAGAAGCAAGUCCAACGUUCAACCACAGAUGAAAGUAUGGUAGUGACGACCUACGAGGGAAUGCACAAUCAUCCUAUAGAUAAGGCUACUGACAAUUUUGAACAUAUCUUGAACCAGAUGCAUAUUUAUACACCCUUUUUCCAUGUUUAACUAUUUAUCAUCGCCACGAACCAAGCGACUUUGGUAGUAAAUGAAAUGUUGUUAUUCCUUGAGGUCCCGGAUU
This is a messenger RNA of Hibiscus syriacus, 548 nucleotides long. RefSeq names its product probable WRKY transcription factor 75. The record is from RefSeq and is a predicted model, not a curated record. Bases 80 to 475 code for a protein of 131 amino acids. Gene Ontology annotation, biological process: regulation of DNA-templated transcription. The transcript is spliced from 2 exons. Lineage: Eukaryota; Viridiplantae; Streptophyta; Magnoliopsida; Malvales; Malvaceae. Gene Ontology annotation, molecular function: DNA-binding transcription factor activity; sequence-specific DNA binding.